This is a messenger RNA of Ectocarpus siliculosus, 1113 nucleotides long. The record is from the annotation of a GenBank genome assembly. Lineage: Eukaryota; Phaeophyceae; Ectocarpales; Ectocarpaceae.
AUGAUGGCGGGUCCCAACCAGGGCCAGAAGCCCGGCUUCUUCGCCGAGUGGCCCGUGCUAGAGGCCGAGAUCAGGGCCUACCUCGACGAGCGAGAGGCGGGAGACCCCGAGAAGGGCGGCGGGGGCGUCGAGGCAAAGGGGGCGGGGGGCACCUUGCUCAACUUUCUCUCCGUGAACCCCACUCAGAUGGCCCUGGAGAACGAGCCCGACAGGGACGAGUGGGACGGGGAGGUGAACGUGCUUUCGUACAGCGAGCUGACGAGGUACGGGUAUGGAUACCUUAUCGAGCCGAUGAUGAAAAUCGGAGGGUACGUGGCGGCCUCUGAGAGAAUGGGCAUCGACUUAAACGCUCGCACGCUCAAGGACAACGAGUACUACGAGAGAAUAAAUCCGACGGUGGGCUUGGACAUACAGAAGAAGGCCGACAAGGACGGCUUCCUAACGCUCGGAAGUGCGAAAGAGGAAAGGUUGAACAGCGUGGCGAAUGUCAGCCGUGAGGACCGAAGAAAGUCUCUCUUCGAGAAGCAAGCCAUGAUGGACAUGAAGACAAAGGCGGAAAAAGCGGCCACAAAGAAGUCCAGGGCCCUGAACACCAGCAGGAAGGUGCCCGUCAACCUGGGGGGCAGAAGCCAGAAAGAAGUGGACGAAGAAAUUUUCCGCAAGCCGGGGCUUACCGCGGAACAGAGGGAUAUUUCGGAGUGGGUACCUGAGGUGCGCGCGGAGGACGCUCUUCCAGCCCAGCCGCUGUUGCUGAAUUUCGCUCAAAGGGCGAACGCGGUGGCGGUUUGCGGGUGUCUUUCCCUUGCGUUCGGGAAGGGUACCUUGGACGCGCUGGAGACAGGGCUUCUACCGCGAGAUGUUGCGGAGGCGGCGGUGCCGGUGAGUCUGUUCCUGCUGGGGCUGAACGUGGCUAGCGCUGCAGCGGGGGCAUCGAUCGCGAAGAACAAGGGGCGCUCGGUGCCGCUGUGGGUAUUCAAGGGGGCCUUGGCGGGACUGACGAGCGUGUUGGAGCUGAAGGGGCUUCCGGAACUUGUUCCUCUUGGUAGUAGUAGUAGUGCUAGUGCAGGUCCGCAGCCAUCCGGCGGGGCGAGCGACAGAAGCAGCAGUACAUGA